Molecule: messenger RNA, 873 nt
Organism: Lasiodiplodia theobromae
Lineage: Eukaryota; Fungi; Ascomycota; Dothideomycetes; Botryosphaeriales; Botryosphaeriaceae
Product: Basic-leucine zipper (bZIP) transcription factor
Exons: 2
Coding region: 1-873 (290 amino acids)
Biological process (GO): regulation of transcription by RNA polymerase II
Cellular component (GO): nucleus
Molecular function (GO): RNA polymerase II transcription regulatory region sequence-specific DNA binding; DNA-binding transcription activator activity, RNA polymerase II-specific
Source: RefSeq, a predicted model, not a curated record
AUGUCUGGAUACGCCGGCCGCAGGGCACCCAACGUGUCCCAGUACAUCCAGGACCUCAACACCGUCCCCACGCCGCAGGAGCUGGCCCAGCCCCAAGACAACUUUGGCAUCGACGACGAUCUUUCGCUGUUCACCAACACCGAAUUUUUCGACUUCGACCUGGGCACAUCGCUGCCGGACGUGUCGCAGGCGCCGUCGCUCGACAACUUCGACCCGCACGCCGAGGAGCGUGCGCAGCGCCGCAACGCCUCGAUUGCAUCGUACGGUCAGGCGCCUCCGCCGCAGCAGCAGAAGCAGCAGCAGAAGCAGAACAUGGACUUCAACUUUACUGGCGAGUUUCAAUCGCUGGACUUUUCCUUCCCGGUUGGCGGUCUGUCGGACCCCAGCUUCCAGCACCAGCCGAACCCAUACCCGGUCCAGCACCAGAACGGCACCAGCACUUCAUCGCCCAUCUCGGCCACCUCGCCCACAGCCGCCUCGGCCGGCAAGCGCAAGUUCGACGGCCCGGCCCCGCAAAGCACCCAGGGCUUCUCCAUCGAGGAUGUCUCGCGCCUCGCCGCUGAAGAGGACAAGCGCCGCCGCAACACGGCCGCCUCGGCCCGCUUCCGCAUCAAGAAGAAGCAGCGCGAGCAGCAGCUCGAGAAGACGGCCAAGGAGAUGACGGACAAGGUCGCGACCCUCGAGAGCCGCGUCGCCCAGCUCGAGAUGGAAAACAAGUGGCUCAAGGGCCUCAUCACCGAGAAGAACGACGGCAAGAACACCAGCGAGUUUGCCGAGCUGUACCGCAAGUUUAUCGGCAACGACAUCAGCAAAGAGGAGAGGAGUAAGGAGGAGAACAAGGACGGCGUGGGCACCAAGACGGAGAAGGCCUAA